Molecule: messenger RNA, 3098 nt
Organism: Limulus polyphemus (Atlantic horseshoe crab)
Lineage: Eukaryota; Metazoa; Arthropoda; Merostomata; Xiphosura; Limulidae
Product: syntaxin-like
Exons: 10
Coding region: 205-1080 (291 amino acids)
Biological process (GO): intracellular protein transport; synaptic vesicle fusion to presynaptic active zone membrane; exocytosis
Cellular component (GO): endomembrane system; SNARE complex; presynaptic active zone membrane
Molecular function (GO): SNAP receptor activity; SNARE binding
Source: RefSeq, a predicted model, not a curated record
UGUGUGUUAUCUAUGUUUUCUGACAGAAAAUCGAUUGUCGCUAGAAAGUAUAAUCACUACCAAAAAUGUUAGAAUUAACUUUAUAUAAAAUGUUAGUGUUUUCUGUUACAUUAGCUAGGAAAAUUUUUAAAUGAAUUGGUGCUAUGAAUUUUAAAUGACUUCUUCCAGUUUCAGACCAUUAGUGCCAGUGGUAUUACAUUCACAAUGACAAAGGACCGGCUUGCUGCCUUGAAAGCGGCUCAAGGGGAUGAUGAUGUGGCUGUUUCUGUGGAAGACAGCACGUGUGAGAAACACAUGGAAGAGUUCUUCCAAGAGGUUGAAGAAAUUAGAGAAAAUAUAGAAAAAAUUCAAACCAAUGUGGAGGAAGUGAAGAAGAAACACAGUGCUAUUCUUUCAGCACCUCAGACAGAAGAAAAGGUGAAGCAGGAGCUGGAAGACCUAAUGGCUGAUAUUAAAAAGUCGGCAAACAAAGUGAGAACCAAGUUAAAAGUUAUGGAGCAGAAUCUAGAACAGUUAGAACAAACCAGGAUGAUGUCAGCUGACUUCCGCAUUAGAAAGACGCAGCAUUCAAUGUUGUCACAGAAAUUUGUAGAAGUGAUGACAGAUUACAACAAAACUCAGACUGACUACAGAGAAAGAUGUAAAGCUCGAAUUCAACGACAGUUAGAGAUCACGGGUAAAGUGACAACAAAUGAUGAGCUGGAAGACAUGUUGGAGAGUGGCAAUCCUGCCAUUUUUACACAAGGGAUUAUCAUGGAAACACAACAAGCCAAACAAACACUGGCAGAUAUUGAGGCUCGUCACAAUGAUAUAAUCAAGUUAGAGAGCAGCAUUCGAGAGCUUCACGAUAUGUUCAUGGACAUGGCGAUGCUGGUUGAGAGCCAGGGAGAAAUGAUUGAUAGAAUUGAAUAUCAAGUGGAACAUGCAAAGGACUACAUAGAAGCUGCUAAACAGGACACAAAGAAGGCACUAGUGUACCAGAGCAAAGCAAGAAGGAAAAAAAUCAUUAUCAUAAUCCUGGUACUAGUGGCGAUUGGAGUUUUAACUUUAAUUAUUCUUGGCUCCAUUGGAGUUAUCUGAUACUAGUUCACGAUGGAUUGGAGGAGACUGCAACUUUAAACGACCUCUGACCAAACAACUACUUUAUUACGUGGGCACAGCUUGUGUCUGGGAUUUUCAGUAUGCCUUCCAUAUAAGAACUUCCAUUCAAAGUGUUUGAUUCAAAGCUAUUAAAAAGGUUUGGUUGAUCCUGAGAGUAAGUGCUAAAUAUAAAGCAAUAGAAUGGUACUGCUACUGGCGGUGUUUACUCUGUGUGUGUGUGUGUGUAUGUACGUUCAUAGAUCGUAAAUUACUUUGUUUUUUACCAUCUUUACCCAUAAUAAGAAGAAAAGUAUGCUGAAUAUAUUUGUUGUGAAGAACAAUUGGGUAAUUUUUUUAUUAUUUUUAAUAAAUUUGGAAAAAAAACAUCUCCUUUCAUUUCCAAAAUGAUGAGACUGCUUCAACUGUGUAUUAAGUUUCAAUGACAAAAACGUUUAUUUAUAAGUGAUUGUACAUCACCUUAAUACAAACUGGAAUGUUACGGUUGUUGACAAGUGAAAAUGUGAUUAAUUAAAAUAUAAAAGGAGGGAUAACAGUUCGGACAGUCGCUACCGUCUCCACGAAUAUACAUCGGCUGAAGCGACUGUUGGUCUUACAGAGAUGAUUUAUCUGGCACCAAGUUCUAAAGCCUUAACUGUGAGAAUAUUGUCGACUAAUUGCGAUCGGCUUCGGUAAUAAUGCUAACGUCUGAAAACUGUAACCAUGUCGUCAGUGAUGCACUCUGUAAAGAACAACUGGAAAUAUUUAUUUUUCGAUCACAUUGUAUUUUUUUUAACAAACUGAUAAAUGAUCAGAAUUAUCUAAUAUCUUUUGUAAAUUUAAAACUGAUGACAAUGAAAAUAACUAGAGUUAAUGAAAAGAUUUCAACAUCUAUAUUGCUUUUUUUUUUAAAGUAAAACCUGGAAGGUCGUUGUUCAGUCCUCAGUAUUCACAAAGAAGUACUUCUGUUCGCAGAGUAAAUAAUUUGAAAAGCUAGUUACUCUCAAAAGAGAAAAAUGGCAAAAAAAAGGCCUUUAGUCUCCAUAUAACGAUAAUAAAAAUUUAUUUUGGCCAAUGUUCUUGUUUGUAACUUCCUCAAAGUGACUUCUUGUACUACAAACUCUGAUGAAGUUUCAAAGGUGAAACGUUGGCUGAAGUAAAAAGUUUAUUUAUUAGCAUCUGAAGAAUAAAGAUUUUUUUUAAUAUAACCCAUAUGUCUAAAUCCUUCCAGUAUGCACUACAAAUUCUGCAAAAAGACAAAAUAUUUCAAGGAAUUAAUACGCUCCACUAGCCUCAACUACCAAUGUGAUCCAUUCAUGUUUAAUGAUGAGCUGGUGAGCUCAUUACAAAUGAAUAGAGAAUUCAUACAACAAAAAAUACCAUGGUGUACAAAAAACAUAUAUUAAUUAGAAUACUGUGUGGUUAUGCUUCUGAAAGUGGACAGAUGGAGUUUCCGAAAGGUUAUUUUGUUGAGGCUGUUCUCCUAAUACAGAAAAUAUUUCAAUACUUUUCAAUGUCUUACCUUGGAAUAUUUCCAGAUCUGUGUCUUAUAAGAACAGGGUUCCUACACACCUUCAAAACCCUUGUAUUUUGAUAGGUCUAACUCGGGGUCUUGAAAAUCAAAGGAAUUAUGAUAGUUGCAUCUACUUAAGGUCUAUAAAAAUUUAAACCAUCUUACAAUUCACCUUUUAGAAAUAUGGUUUGUUAAAAUUCUGGUCUAAAAGACGAUUUAUAAAACGAAAUGUUUUGUCUUUGUACGUUAAUUUGAAAUGCACACUCUUCCUUAAAUUUCAGUUUUAUAUUUUCUUGCCAUUUCCAUUUUUUCCACUAAAAACUAGCUUAUCAUUGAAUAAAUUGAGUAUAGUACGUAUUGUUACCUGUUUAACCUGCAUCAUUAGAUAUGUUAACUACAGUGAGUGAACUCAUUAUAACAAUUUUGGGAUAAAAAGAAUUGUGAAAGAAAUAGUAAAUUUAUCGUUACUCUACUUGUGGCUCCACUUCAGAUUUUAUAUUUAGUGGAG